Racocetra persica is the source of this 1356-nucleotide messenger RNA. The record is from the annotation of a GenBank genome assembly. NCBI's taxonomy places the organism in Eukaryota, Fungi, Glomeromycota, Glomeromycetes, Diversisporales, Gigasporaceae.
AUGUCAAAAGAUUCACAAGUUCAAAUUGCAAUAAAUGCACGAGAAACUUCCAAUAAACUUCGAUAUCUAACUGCAACAGAAAGGAGUUUAGCUCUUAAUAAAAUCAAAGCCGCUCUCGAGAACAAUAAACAUGAUAUUUUUAAAGCGAACGAACAAGAUAAACUGAAUGCGGAUAAGCUAGUAAAAGCCGGUACCCUUUCUGCAUCCCUAUUCAAACGAUUAGACUUAGAAAAAGGGGACAAGUUUGCUACAAUGCUUCAGGGAAUUUCUGAUAUUGAUCGUUUGCCUGAUCCUAUUGAACAAAUUACAUACUCAAGUAAACUUGAUGAAGGAUUGGAAUUAUAUCGGGUAACUUGCCCGGUUGGUGUAUUAUUGGUAAUUUUUGAAGCAAGGCCUGAAGUAGUUGUAAAUAUAACUGCAUUAGCUAUAAAAUCUGGCAAUGCGGCAAUCUUAAAGGGUGGAAAAGAAUCUAACCUUACAUUAACUGCCCUAUUUUCUGCUAUUCAAUCUGCACUAAACGAUACUGCAAUCCCACCCAAUGCCAUUCAACUUGUUAAAACUCGAGAUGAAAUUGAGAAUUUACUAGAUCAGGAUAAAUAUAUUGAUUUGGUUAUUCCGCGAGGAAGCAAUAGUUUGGUGAGAUAUAUACAGGGAAAAACAAGGAUACCAGUUUUGGGUCAUGCUGAUGGAUUAUGUACAGUAUAUGUUGACAAAGAUUCUGAUCUUGAUAAAGCAAUCCGCGUCGUUGUUAAUUAUCCUGCUGCUUGCAACGCCGCUGAAACCCUUCUUAUUCACCGCUCGGUUCUCUCUUCACAUUUUUUGCCAAUUGUUACCGCUUUACAAAAUAACAAAGUUUUAUUGCAUCUUGAUCAAGAAUCAUUGUCUCUACUUCCAUCAUCUUAUGAUACUUCUCGAAUUCAAUCAUGUGUUUCUGAAGAUUUUGACACGGAAUUUCUGGAUCUUGAAAUGGCUGUAAAAGUGGUUAGUGAUGUGGAAGAAGCGAUACAACAUAUAAAUUCUCAUGGUAGUAAACAUACAGACGCAAUUGUAACAGAAAAUGAGUCAGUCGCCAAAAGGUUUAUGCAGGGUGUUGAUGCAGCAGGUGUAUAUUGGAAUGCGAGCACUAGAUUUGCAGAUGGGUUUCGAUAUGGUUUUGGUGCCGAAGUUGGGGUAAGUACAAACAAAACUCAUGCGCGUGGUCCUGUUGGCCUUGAAGGGCUAUUAAUCUACAAAUACAAGCUUUGUGGAAAUGGACACGUAGUGAGUGAAUUUGGUGAGGGAAAGAAGAAAUAUUUGCAUGAGAAAAUGAGUGUAUUUCGAGACUUAAAAUAUGACGAUUCUGCUAACAAUCAUUGA